CUCCAAGAACCAAACUUGUCUUUAACCAACGCCCGGCCAAAUUUCCUUUAUUACACCUAAAACGCUCAUUUUUUUCAAGCAAGAAUUAAAAACAGGUUUAGACUGUUCGUAUUGUUUGAAAAGCUGGAAGCGAAAUUAAGAAACGGAACUUUGUUGGUUAAGUAGACAGUUCUGUAUACCUUCGUAAACUCGCUUGAGUACUUUUGAACUGAGUUCUUUCAUUAGCUUUCAUUCAAAAGUCUCCGGAUUCCCGGUGAGUCGUUUCCUGUCUAGCGUUGGAGGCUCCCGUUUUUUAAGGUGUAAAGUUUAGUUCUUCGAUUCGAAUUCCCCUCGUCUUUCUUUUUCUACGUUCUUUUACAUCCUAUACUCAAAGUGUGUCAACUAUUCCUAACCGAGUUGUUAUAAAACUUCUUGCUUCAAGACCGCAACGCCUCUUUCUCUUUAUUAAUAUCCUACUUUACUCCUUUCAUUUGGUUUAUAUUGAUAUAUUCGUAUUUUUGUAAUGACUACUAGACGCCUUACCCGUCAGCACAUUUUGGCUAACGCCUUGAGCAACCACGACGAGAACAAUCCUUCGAAACAUCUUAUGCAUUCAUCUGAAAAUGCUAUAAUUCCAGGAAAGAAAACCAUCUCUACAUCUACGUCUAACAAAAAACGUCACGCUUUGGAUGAUGUAUCAAAUUUCCAUUCCAAAGAAGCCAACGCUCCACUCGCGAGCAAGAGUACAAAUGUUCGACACACCAAUGCUGUUUACCCAAUUCAUCGCCCUCAGGAAAGACAGGACACCAUUAAAGCGGUUGAUGAUGAACCUGUCUCGAAGAAACGCCGCCAACCUUCCGCCCUUAAUUCUUUGUCAUCUUUUUCAGCUGCCCAUCCUGUGGAUAUGGCUACGACCAAGCCUGUAACAGAGCUUCACGCAGAAACUUAUGCCAAGGAAAAUGAAGCUCUUUCAAAGAAACUAAAGAAGGAUACCGAAGAGCGCAUUCCUCUUCAAGAAAUUAUGCGUCAAAAUGCUGCUGCUGAAAAGACAGAAGUGCAAGACUGGGAUGACUUAGACGCCGAAGAUUGGGCUGAUCCUCUCAUGGUUUCUGAAUAUGUUGUUGAUAUCUUCCAGUAUCUUAACCAAUUAGAAAUUGAAACAAUGCCUUCUCCCACCUACAUGGAUCGUCAAAGAGAGCUUGCUUGGAAGAUGCGUGGCAUCCUAACAGAUUGGAUCAUUGAAGUACACUCUCGUUUCCGUUUACUUCCCGAGACACUCUUUCUGGCCGUUAACAUAAUUGAUAGAUUUUUGUCUUUACGUGUUUGCUCUCUUGGUAAACUACAACUAGUGGGAAUUGCUGCUUUGUUCAUUGCUAGUAAAUAUGAAGAGGUUAUGUGUCCUUCCGUCCAAAACUUCGUUUAUAUGGCUGAUGGCAGUUAUGAUGAGGAGGACAUACUUCAAGCUGAAAGAUAUAUACUACGCGUCUUGGAGUUUAAUCUUGCAUUUCCCAAUCCUAUGAACUUCUUACGACGUAUCUCUAAAGCCGAUUAUUAUGACAUCCAAACAAGAACAGUUGCUAAGUAUCUCGUUGAAAUAGCUCUCUUAGAUCAUAGGCUGUUACCCUAUCCUCCUUCUCAGCAGUGUGCGGCAGCUAUGUAUUUGGCCCGAGAAAUGCUUGGACGCGGUGUUUGGAAUCGUAAUCUUGUACAUUAUUCUGGAUAUGAGGAACAUGAACUUAUUUCAGUUGUGAAGAAAAUGAUUAAUUAUUUGCAGAAACCAGUCCGACACGAGGCUUUCUUCAAGAAGUAUGCUUCUAAGAAAUUUAUGAAAGCCAGCUUGUUCGUUCGUGACUGGAUUAAAAAGAAUUCAAUGCCGUUGGAAGAUGAUAUCGAUGAAGACUAUGCAUACCAUCAAGAGCAGCGCAUACACCAUGAUAUGAGGGAUGAGAGCUGGUAAAGACAUUCUAAAUCUACUUACAAGAACCCUGACCAUAUUGUUGUCCUAGUAUUCACUCAGGGAACUGGUUAAUUUGAAUAAUCCUUUUCUAGCGUGCAUGUUUAUUGUUUUUUGUUUUAACCGUAAUUGUGUUGCGUUUGCACGACUACCGCCCGUAAUGUUUCGUUUUGUUUAAUUCUACCCACCUAUCUUUAAAGGACUCCCUAGUUACGACAGCAGAAGCGUAUUAUCUAGGUUAUAAUAAUUUAUUUCUUUUGCUUUCGGAGCUUUUAUGGUUUGAUAAUACUUUAAAUAUUGGUUCAUCGCUUUCACCGGCUUUCCUUUCUCGAUACAAUUCGAAUUCUUAUUUGAAGAUUUAAUGAUUUCUGGACGGCAAUAGGUACUUUUUUAGUUUCACAGCUUAUUUAAAUUAUACAGUUGAGCUAUAAGGAUGGAGUUCAUAUUUUUCCUCUAGACUACUAGAAAAGUUUGCUCUUAUCGUAUUGUUCAAAUAUAGUAAUAAUAAUGAUUAUUUUCUUUAAGUCGUGAAAAAUAAAAGCGAAAAUAAAG
Messenger RNA from Schizosaccharomyces octosporus yFS286, 2485 nucleotides. Its product is annotated as G2/M B-type cyclin Cdc13. The record is from RefSeq and is a predicted model, not a curated record. NCBI's taxonomy places the organism in Eukaryota, Fungi, Ascomycota, Schizosaccharomycetes, Schizosaccharomycetales, Schizosaccharomycetaceae. The transcript has 2 exons. Gene Ontology annotation, biological process: G2/M transition of mitotic cell cycle; regulation of cyclin-dependent protein serine/threonine kinase activity. The coding region runs from base 503 to 1936 and encodes 477 amino acids. Gene Ontology annotation, cellular component: centrosome; nucleus; cytoplasm. Gene Ontology annotation, molecular function: cyclin-dependent protein serine/threonine kinase regulator activity.